Pocillopora meandrina is the source of this 4890-nucleotide messenger RNA. The record is from the annotation of a GenBank genome assembly. NCBI's taxonomy places the organism in Eukaryota, Metazoa, Cnidaria, Anthozoa, Scleractinia, Pocilloporidae.
GUUUAUUUUUAGACGCAUAUCCGCUGGAUAGCGAUUUAUCCAUAUUGGACUGGACAGAGUUAUUUUAGAACACAAGCCGCACCCAGGCCGCGCCCGGAUCGGUUAAAACAAGAAGGCGACAUAGGCGAUCGAGUUAGGAAUUCGCUCGCUGUGAGAAUGCCUUGUUUUUCCACAGUUGCAGAGUGGCAGACGUUUCCUCCCGACUCAUCGUUAGAAAAAGUGAACCAAUAUCGUCAAUAAUUUGAUUGAUCCGAACAAAAUGUUGUCUAACUGCGCUUGGCGGCCGCUUCGCCGAUGUCUCCCUGAUACAAAUCAUCCGACAUGUUUUAAUUAUCUGCCUACUCGUUUACUUGCGUUUUCUCGUUCACUUUGCAUCGCCCAUUCAAUGGAAGCAUGGACUAUUGACGGAUAUGGUUCCAACGAUGUUUUAGAACUGAGCAAUGUACCGUUGCCCAAGCUUCAAAAAUCAACAGAUGUUUUAAUUCGUGUACGCGCAGCAUCUGUGAAUCCAAUAGACUACAGAAUGAGGAGUGGUUAUGGUCAGACUUUAUUGAAUUUGUGGCGUAAGGCCGAAAAGGUGGACGAAUUUCCACUGAUUUUAGGAAGAGAUUUUUCCGGAGAAGUGGUGAAAACAGGAAGGCUAGUCAGAAGAUUUGAAAAAGGGGAUGAGGUAGAAUUUUUACACAAUUAACUUCUCUUAAUCUACGAAGCGGCUAGGUUGCUUAAAUAUGUUGACUGUGAAAUAAGCAGUGCACGACGUUCUAAUGGUGAGACUAUAAAACGUCUCAUGUUUAUUAAAACGCCAUUUAUUUUGGCUGUGAUGCCAUCUUCAGAAGUUUGAAAUCAGAAUCGAGCUGAGUUGUUUAUUGAAAUAUACUUACUACAAAGUUUAAAUUAAGAUAUGAGAUGAUUGUUAGAGGCACCUCAAGUAUUACCAACGAGAAGAAGAGGAUGUUAAAGUUUCAAAUUGAUUGGUAUAUAUCAAAACAUUUUAUCUUUUAUCUUAGAAGGAUGCAGAUUUUGUUCAGAAGUUAAAACUAUUUAUUUGUUCUUCUCCACGUUCUCUAAGGUUUGGGGAACCCCAAGUGUAAUUUCUGGAGGGACACACGCCGAGGUUGUAGUUGCCAGCCAAGAUGAGGUAAUUUGAUUUAGUUUAGUAUCGAAAACACUGAUAAAGUAUAGAUCAAUUUGUUGCUGUGGGUACUAAAGACAUUCUUUUUUUCUGUCUUGGAAUACUGAACAGUAGAUCUCGAUAAAACCCUCAAUAUGGACCCACCAAGAAGCAGCAUCUCUUCCAUAUGUAGCAUGCACAGUGUGGACAGCUCUGAUUAGCAGAGCAGGCCUUAAACCAAAUGAGUGCCACAAGAAACGGCAAGUAAAUCAUCAUAAGCAGAGAUAUGAUCUUUGCAGGUGGACUGCAAUUUAAGCAAUUGCUGAAAAGAAGCUUUAAAAAAUUGUUUGGCAAAUUUGGUUCACUCUAAGCCCUGUGCAUCGUAGCUCAGGCGGUAGUAGUGUCAAGCUAGUAUCUGGGCAGGGGUUUUGAAUCCAGUCUUUUCUGCAAUUGCUUGAGUUGCCUCCCACAGGCAAGAGUCAUCUCUUUGCUUGAUUUUCAUGUGCUGUUCAAAUGAAAUUUGUUUCAUAAAAAAAAUUGUAAAACAUCUUAGAUGGGCUGGUCAAGUUAGAUAGUAACCUCAUGUUUUUACAUUGCCCAGGACAGCAAACUAUAUGAUAUAGUUGUGUCAGAGGUAUCGCCCUGAAUAGUAAUACUCUAUGACUAUGAGUGACCUUUAAAAGUUUUCAAAAUGUUUUAGGGGUACAUUGCUGUGUGCUUUUUGUUAAUAAAUAAUCCCUUAAAAUAUAGAUAUGUACUGUCAAUACACUUCUCCUAGGGAAAGUGGAAUGGUGUGUUUAGACAUGGAGGAUUACACAGAAACUUGGUUUAAAUUUCUUGUAUUUUUUCUUAGAUAGGGGAAAAUAAUGUCAUUUUUCCCUUUUUUUCCACAGUGUUCUUGUACUUGGUGGUUCAGGUGGAAUAGGAGGCUUUGCUAUUCAGGUAGUACUGGGUUGUACUGAAUCUUGUCAAAUUUUAUGUUAACAAUGCUCAGAGGACAGUUGCAGAACAUGUACACACUGAAGAGGGCUUUACUUUCUUCCUUUCUUGUAGCUGUUAAAGGCUUGGGGAGCAUAUGUUGUUAGUACUUGUUCCAGUGAUGCUGUUGAACUCGUGGCUGGUCUUGGAGCAGAUCAUGUAGUUGAUUAUACUGCAUCUAACUUGGAAGAUGAACUGAAAACAGCUGGGAGGUAAGAGCUUGAUGUGUGCAUUGUGUUGCUCAAGAUAUUUUUCUUUUUUUUUUCCUCUAAUUUAUGAAAAGAGUGAUAUGGACAUGAAUUUUUAUUGGGUUUGAAACAGUAGAAUGUAAAAGAAUGAAGUACAAUGCAGAAUUGAUAGAAUGAGAUUCCAUAAGAUGGUGGACUAGUGAAAUUUGGGACAUUGAUUUAGCUACCUCAUCACUGGGGCAAACAUAGAUGACAUCAUUGCUAAGCUACAUGCUCAUGGGUACUUAUUGUUUACAAAGACCAGGAGUUUGAGGAUCAAAACAUGUCUGUUGAACUCACUGAAACAAAAAUUAAUUGAAAGUGUUCAUUUAGCCAGUGAUACACAUUAACUAAAGUUACAAAACAUUCCAUAACAGAGUGAAGUGAUUUAAAAUUUCUGCUUGUUUGUUUUAAUAAGAUGCAUCGACAUUCUCUUGAUAUUUAUGUCAGUUUCCAUUUUGGAAUUGGAGUAUAAGCCUAAAGAUAAACAAAUCUUUACUCCUAUAUGAUUAUCAGUUGUGUUCUUGUAGUCUAUUCACUUACAAUACUCCUUUCAGCAACAUCUCUUAUGUAGUGGUCUCUCUUAGGACUUAGUUACUCGUGACUUAAAGCUAUUUACAGAAUUUUGUUGAACAUAAAGUGUUCCAUUCUAAGUGCAGUUCAUAAUAUUCCAUGGUUAUUCGUCUUUUUCAUGUGAAUUUCCUCAUUUUGUUGUCAGCUUUGAUGUAGUUCUUGAUCCUUUUGGAGGAGAUUUGAGCAGGCAGUAUGCCAGACUGUUAUCAAAAUGGAAAGGGUCAAUUUUUGUGACAUUGGCCCCACCUGUCCUGAACAAUACUGAUAAGCUAGGUGCUGGUCUAGGACUCCUGUCAGCUGGACAAAAUUUGGCAUCAACGGCCAUUCCAGAGGUAAAAUUGUGAAUGAUUUGCUAGUAGAGAAAAACUUAACCCUCAACUCCUUAGAACUGAUUGUCAAUUCUCCCCUCUAGCUGCUACACAUUUCCUUGUGAAUUAGUCAGGAGAAUUUGGUGUUAGAUCAAGAUCAUGUAAUAUGUUUGAGUAUUCUUGUUAUCUGUUUGCUGGAUGAUGUAUGGAUAUUAUAGGACGAAGUUACCUGUCAAUCACUUCUGACAAGUGUUCAACUGGUACAAAUUUUACAGCAAUUUUGGUCUAAAGUAUGUGAUUGGAAUUAAAGUUUUAGUCAUCAAUUUAUUUUUAUUUUGACAAUAGUGUUGUUAGCUUAAAGCUAUUACAGGGUGAUCUGAUUAUUUGGAACAUGAAACUGAAGGGAAAUGGUGUUCUGCUUAAGUGUUCAUCAGAUCUUUUUUAAUAGAGUUUUUUUUUUCACUGCAGGCACUAUGCAGUGGAAAUUUAGUUUCUUGGGGUUUCUUUAGUCCAAAUGGUCCUGCGCUUGAUCACAUCCGCUCUCUUUGUUUGUCUGGGAUGGUAUGUCAUUCAUAUUUAAUUCUACAUCCAUGGAAACUCGUUAGUUAUUUUCAUUUGAUCACAGGAUUUCAGAUGAAGGCUUGAUAAGGGUAUCUGUUAAUAGUAUUACUUACACAAAAAACCCAAGGGUUGUAAUCUUGCUUAACUCACUUCUAAUUAGGUCAAAACUAUUUUACUUGUGGAUUUACACAGCACAGGGAUGAGAAAUGUAAGGAUUUAAUGUGCAAAUAGGAGCCAUAAGAGUCUGGGGAGAGCAUGCAUCCUCUUAAAGGCAGUGGAUUGUUAAAUAAUGUUAACUCACUUUUUCAAUUUCAUAGUUCAGAAUACUAACCCACUGGCUACCCAAACCCUUGUUAGUCCCUAGCGGUUCAAUUCGGUUUCUUGGAAUCACAGGAUUAUUGGCUUUUAGUAUAAUCACUGUAUAUUUAAUGAGUUCACCACUGUGCCACUUUGACUAUUCUCAUUUCAUCAGGGAUUGUGGUGAGUUAGUUGUUUUAUUUGCAACCAGCUCAUAUCAGUACCUGCUAAAAUUUGAAUAAAUAUUCACUGGUGCAUGGAUAUUGAUUUAAUUUUACAACAUUGCACUAUUGGGUGGGAGGAACAGAACAUAAAGUUGACUAAUUCAUUUUUUUUUUCCAUUUCACAUGCCCAAGAUUAAGCCCAUAGUUCAAGAAGUGUUCCCAUUUUCAAAGACAAAAGAUGCCUAUGCAAAAUUAGAGGGUGGUCAUGCAAGAGGAAAGAUAGUUGUCAGUAUGGAUCCUGUUGAUGCAACAGUAGAAGAACCUUCAGUUUGAUUUUCAUGACUCUUCUGUUCUUAAGUUAUCAAAUAGGGUUUUACUGGCAAGGUGUUCAGAGACAAGUUAAUCAGUAAAUUAACUCAAAAAAGGACCACUUUUUUCCGCAAGUUUAAGAAGAGCCUACAUGCCUUACGAAACAAAUUCGAUUACUUAUGUUAUCAGAGAGUCGUGUUAUUCCCUUAAUGGGUUAUUUACUUUAGCAUCAUUGAAAAGAUGUUGUUUCCAUGACAAUCGUAUGUACAACAACAAAAAAAGAGAGAAAAGCUUGACACCCAACAGUUGGCCUGUGUGUGUUUGUGUGUGUUGGGAGGGGGAGGCGGAUGCGGAUAUAUGCA